GAGAUAAUCCACCGGCUGGAUUGCGCUUUCAUUGCGCCGACCAUUGACCACCCUGCGAUCGUACCAUCUCUACUACAACACACAACAACCUCCCUCUCCUCUUUUCUCUUUCUCGAUUAAUUCUUGACGCCCUACAACACAGUCAUCUCCUCCACCAAACCCGAAAAUACCGCCAAGAUGUCUAAGGUUAUGAGAAGUGUAAAAAAUGUCACCAAGGGCUACUCGAGUGUCCAGGUCAAAGUGCGCGAAGCAACAAGUAAUGAUCCAUGGGGACCGACCGGAACUCAGAUGAGCGAGAUCGCUCAAUUAACCUACAACUCAUCGACCGAGUUCUACGAUAUUGUCGAUAUGCUUGACAAGCGUUUAAACGAUAAAGGAAAGAACUGGAGACACGUUUUGAAAGCCUUAAAAGUACUGGAUUACUGUCUACACGAAGGUUCCGAAUUAGUUGUCACUUGGGCACGUAAAAACGUCUACAUCAUCAAGACCUUGCGCGAGUUCGUUUACAUCGACGAGGAUGGACGGGAUGUGGGCCAAAAUGUCCGAGUUGCCGCGAAGGAGUUGACAGCUCUGAUCUUAGACGAAGAAAGGCUGCGCGCCGAACGUAGCGAUCGGAAGACCUGGAAGUCUCGCGUCACCGGCAUUGAGGAGUUCGGCUCAGAUGGACCAGCAGUCCCACAGCAGCGACGCCAGCGUACUAGGCGACCUAGCGACGAGGAGGAUGAUGCUGAGUAUAGGUUAGCUAUAGAAGCUAGCAAACACCAAGAGGAGGAGGAUAGACGGAAACGGGAAAGUCGCCAAGGGAAUGAGGAUGACGACGAUCUUGCCAAGGCCAUUAAGCUCAGUAAAGAGGAGGAAGAGCGAAGGAGGCGAGAGUUGGAAGAUGCCAAUGCUGGUUCUCUAUUCGACGACAACCCUGCACCGAGCAACGUACCUCAGCCGACUGGCAUCAAUAUGGGAUAUCAGCAGGGUAGCAAUGUCGACUGGCUUGGAAAUCCAAUCGAUCAAAACCAAAUGAUGCAACAACAGCCAACUGGAUAUAUGAACAACGCCUACACCGGAUUUCCGCAAAACGGAUAUUCGAACGGCUAUAACAAUGGUUUCAACCCUCAGCCGACGGGCAUGUAUGACCCUUAUGCGCAACAGCAGCAGCAAAAUACCCUCCAGCCUCCGCAGCAGCAGUUCCAAAUGCAGCCUCAGCCUACCGGCUACAACCCCUACGGCCAGCAGCAACCUCAAUUUCAACAGUUCCAACCUCAGCCUACAGCCUCUCCCGAGCCAACUGCCCAACCGGGUAGUAACAACCCGUGGGCUUCUAAUAACCAAUCCCAGUCCGCACUCAAACCGAUGCCGACCGGCUCGAACAACCCCUUUGCUACUGGCUUUGGACGGCCCCAAACAGCCAAGGCCCCGCCGAUGCCUACGCUUAGUAGCCUAUCAAGUCUUCCCGAACAGAAAUCGCUUCAGUCGUUUACUCCUUCACCCCAACCUCAGCUACAGCCCCAGCCUUCCUUCAACCAACCGCAACAACCUCAGAAGCAACUUAGUGAGCAUGAACAGAGACUUAAUGCCCUGCUUGCUAGUGGCGACGGCAUGGACACGUUCGGAAACACUGGCGACCUUCGUAUCCCGGCUCAACAUACGGCGCCGGGCACAUUUGUUAACUCGGCGGGUGCUAACGCAAACAGACUCACCGCUGAGGCUACGGGAAGCAACCCAUUCCUACGACAACAGUAUACCGGUAUGCCUACGAUAUCAUACGGUCAGCAGCAGAUGCCUGCGGCCACCGGACCUGUCGGCAUGAAUGGAUAUGGUGGAACGGCCAACCCAUUCGCUGGGCGACCGCAACAACAAAACAAUAACCAGGGACAAGAUCUCAUCCAGUUCUAGACAUUUCUUUUGUGAAGGCACUUGCGAUGCAGAUCGCGCGUUCUUCAUCUGCAUUU
Messenger RNA from Annulohypoxylon maeteangense, 1946 nucleotides. Its product is annotated as ENTH-domain-containing protein. Gene Ontology annotation, cellular component: clathrin vesicle coat; plasma membrane; endosome. NCBI's taxonomy places the organism in Eukaryota, Fungi, Ascomycota, Sordariomycetes, Xylariales, Hypoxylaceae. Gene Ontology annotation, molecular function: phospholipid binding; clathrin binding. Gene Ontology annotation, biological process: endocytosis; actin filament organization. The coding region runs from base 178 to 1890 and encodes 570 amino acids. The record is from RefSeq and is a predicted model, not a curated record. The transcript has 4 exons.